Zeugodacus cucurbitae (melon fly) is the source of this 4052-nucleotide messenger RNA. Its product is annotated as ubiquitin-protein ligase E3C. The coding region runs from base 302 to 3667 and encodes 1121 amino acids. NCBI's taxonomy places the organism in Eukaryota, Metazoa, Arthropoda, Insecta, Diptera, Tephritidae. Gene Ontology annotation, biological process: ubiquitin-dependent protein catabolic process; protein polyubiquitination. Gene Ontology annotation, molecular function: ubiquitin protein ligase activity; protein binding. The transcript is spliced from 8 exons. The record is from RefSeq and is a predicted model, not a curated record.
GACAUUUGAAAACUGUCAGAAUUGAAAAGCUCAAUUAUUUAAUGUCAUACAUUGCUACAGGAAAAAAACUUGAAAAUUUUAAGACGGGCAUAGAAAUAAUAAAUAAAAUAGUUAUAUAGCCAAUACGAACUUGUAAGCGGAGAUGAAACUGAAAAUUGAAAGAGGCUCAACAGUUAGGGUAUUCGCGAAGAAAAUCUAAACGACAAGUUAAAGAAUAUUCGUAUGUGACAUUGAUACAAUUAUAUUUCUGUAAGAUUAAAAAACAUAGUUUUAAGUCAGUGAUUUUUAUACAAGCAAAAUCAUGUUUGGCUUCGACGGAGAUUAUAGACGUCGUCCUGUACAAAGUUUAGGCGGAGCUUCCCAAUCAUGUGAUCGUGAGACUAUUAUACGUAAGGCUCAGCAAGAACGACAGAAACGCAAUGAACUACGUAGACAGAACAAUGGCGCAAUUGUGCUGCAAUCGUAUACACGCUCCUUCAUUCAUAGACAACGUCGCAAGCGGUUGGAGCGUGAAGCUUUCGACGAGUUUUUACGUACUCACCGUGAUCGUGUUAUUGAAGAUGAAUGCUUGGGAUACCUACUAAGGCGACUGCUUUUCUUUUAUACUAGUAGAGAAAGCAAAGAUGGCGAACGUUUGAUUGAAGUUUGCCAGCAAAUAAUACGUCAGCCCGAACGUCUACUUAGAAACUCCAGCACAGAGUUCAUUUGGUUAUAUCGUCUAAAAAAAUUACUUGACGUUUGCUUAACGCAAAUGACACUGCCACAAACCUCACCGGCCAUACCGCUACGUAUGUUGGAGGUGUUUACAGCAACGUCAGUACUCGAACGGUAUAUGGAAGAUGAAACUCGUGUACAGGCCUAUUUGAAAGUAGUUUUCAAGUUUCUUGUGAAUCAUGAGUAUUUCGUACGCCUCCGGCAGUUAAUGGAAACAAAAUGUCCACCGCUGGAUGGCGAGACCUUACAUGCACCCAGCCCAUUUGCUGAUGCUAUCUUCCAAUUGAUGUUACGUCCUUUGUUAUUGAAGGACGAAAUGUUUGGCAUUUACGAAGAAUUUUGUAAACACAUACUCGCUAAACCCUUUACGGACCCCAUACGAAAUUAUGUGCUCCCCUCUUUGGCGGAGUGCGCGGAUUUUCCAUUUUCUAAGUUAAUAAGAACUCUACAUCGUUUGACCACAAAUCCUCAGACAGAAAAAAUGCAAGUAGAUUUAGCACCUGGACCUCAUACAACGUCAACAUCCAACUUCACUGUCACGACGUCUAAAGUUGAAAGUUUAGAAAUUCAGCGUUCAGAAAUAUUCAGCAGCUAUCUGCUUAAUGCAAUUUUAAUACUUGACCGUAAACAUUUAGUUUCUCUAGAUACACAAAACCUAGUUAGUGAUUAUAUUGAAGUCGUUGCUGAGAUGUCCGCAAAAAUAUUGCAAUUACCAAAAUCAACACUCAAACUGUCAGUGGUACACCAUCAACGCACCGACGCCGAAGAGUCAAGCGAUGACGACGAAGAGGAAGAAGAGCAAACUAGACGCAUACAGAAGUCCAGCACCGAUGCGGAUGCGGGACCACAAGCACUUAGUGGCGAAGAACAAAAUGUGCUCAUGGAGUGCGUAAAUUUGCUAAACGACUCACAGCGUGUACGCAUGCUGACUGAGCAAACUGACACAUAUCUGGCUGAUGAGAAGGUGCUACAUGCGUUGUGCGUAAUCUGUCACAAUCUUAUGAUCUACAAUAAGCAAGCCGUAUUUGAAUACAAAUUGCUGUACACACUUGCGUUCAUGCCAAAUGUAGUGCGUGCAAUUUGGUUCACGUUGACAACACAAUCUAGCCAACUGGGUUUCAAUGCACCGCUUUCACUGAUUUCCAAAGGCGUCGUGCCCAAACAAAAUGGUGUGGAGCAGACAAUUCCUUUAUUGGCUACCUUCUGCAUGCUCUUUGGACGGCUAUUGCCUACUUUGCAUGACGCGGAAUUCUGUGAUGAGAAACUGCUGCUGGCGAAAUCACUGCAGUCUUCAUUGGCUAUCGCAACACAUAUUCGGCUAAUGCCAUUCUCUAUUGCUGAAAUUGUACAAUUGUCAAAGACACUGAAAGAAAUAUCGCUGGGUUUGGUAGAUUUAGCUUUUCCGGAGACGCGCUCCAACCUCAAUGAACAUUAUCGCUUUGUAUUGGGGCGUUCGGAAACGGAUGAUAAAAAGAUGUGGCAACAGAAACAGGUCUGGGCGAAUUUGCUGAAAGUUGUUGUAUUUGUAUUGAAUCAAAUACACACGCGAGAUCUGCGUUUGGGAUUCUGCCCUGAAUCACACUGGACAGUGAGCCGUCUAGAUUUACCGCUGGACCGGCCCACCGAUUUGCCCUUAACCCGUGGUAAUCGUACACGUGGCAUACGUCCAUUUCAACCAAUACGCGAUUUUACGCGCGAAGACUUUGAAAAUGGUCCACCCAUGUCCACCAAGCAAAUACGCUCCAUUACGAUAUUGCGUGAAAUUCCCUUUGUUGUGCCAUUCAACAAGCGUGUGGGCAUACUGCAAGGCCUCGUGGCAGCCGAUAAGAUGCGCGUACAGGGCAACUAUCAGGCCUUUCUGCAGGGACCAUCUAUUAUUCUCAAGGUUAGGCGUUCACAUCUGUACGAGGAUGCGUUCGACCGACUGCGUCCCGAAAAUGAACCUGAUUUGCGUUUAAAGUUCCGUGUGCAGUUCAUAUCAUCGCUUGGCUUGGAGGAGGCAGGCAUCGAUGGUGGCGGCGUUUUUCGCGAAUUUCUGUCCGAACUUAUUAAAACGGCAUUUGAUCCGAACAGAGGUUUCUUCAUGGUCACAACGGAUAAUAAGCUGUAUCCCAACCCAGAUGUAGCUGACUUGGAACCUGAUUUUGAAAGGCACUAUUACUUCAUUGGCCGUAUUCUGGGCAAGGCGAUUUAUGAAAAUUUACUCGUCGAAUUGCCAUUGGCAGAAUUUUUCCUAACCAAGCUCGCCGGAAAAUAUGCCGAUGUCGAUAUUCAUCAAUUAGCCUCACUCGACCCGGAGCUCUAUAAGAAUUUGCUAUAUCUGAAGGACUAUGAGGGUGAUGUGAGUGAGCUGAAUUUGGAUUUUACUGUAGCCAGUAAUUCCUUGGGUCACACACAAGUGAUUGAGUUGAAGCCGAAUGGUCAGAGCAUACCGGUAACUGCAUCCAAUCGCAUUGAGUACCUGCAGUUGAUGGCCGAUUACAAGUUGAAUGUGCAGAUACGAAAGCAUUGUGUAGCGUUUAGAAGAGGCCUCUCCAAUGUAUUGCCCGUCGAAUGGCUGUACAUGUUCAGUAACAAGGAACUGCAAAUACUUAUAUCUGGUGCUGAAAUCCCCAUUGAUUUGGAUGAUUUGAAGAAACACUGCAAAUAUGGUGGAGAAUAUAGCCUUGAGCACCCGUCUAUUGUAUUAUUCUGGUCGGUUUUGGAGAGCUUCAACGAUCUGCAACGCAGACAAUUGCUCAAAUUUGUCACAAGUUGCUCUAGGCCACCACUGCUGGGAUUCAAGGAUUUGGAUCCACCGUUUUUCAUACAAAACGCCGGUGACAUGGAGCGCUUGCCGACGGCGAGUACUUGCACGAACCUGCUCAAAUUGCCGCCAUUCAAAACGGAGGAACAAAUGCGCGAAAAGCUGCUGUAUGCCAUACAAUCGGGUGUGGGCUUCGAAUUGAGUUAAAUGGCUGUUUAUUUGGUUUCUUUGUGGUAGAUGUCGGAAAUUAUAUACAUAACUUUUUAAUUGUAGGCUAAUAUGAACGCAACUAACUGCAUGAUUUCAGUUUCUUAAAAAUGUGUAAGAACACAAUUAAUCAGUAGUAGUGUGUGCAAGGUGCAGUGAAUAGAAUUACGCUAUAAAUUAAAUGAAGAUAAAUUGGUCGGUAACACAUACUGGCCCAUAGUGAAUUUGAAUUGUUGCAGUGUGUAUAAGCGAAACGGAAUAUAAUAAAAUAGCAUUCCUUUAAAUUUGGAUUUGAUAAAUGUUUACAUGAAAUUCUUAUAUGAAUCAUAAGAAGAUAAAUUUAAAACGGUUAUGAUUUCAAUAAAUAGCACAUUGUUGUUAUAAA